Triticum turgidum subsp. durum (durum wheat) is the source of this 552-nucleotide messenger RNA. Lineage: Eukaryota; Viridiplantae; Streptophyta; Magnoliopsida; Poales; Poaceae. The record is from the annotation of a GenBank genome assembly.
AUGGACGCCUCCGCUGGAGCCGGAUCCGGCAAUGCCCCUGGCGCCGGCGCCGGCGCCGGCGCGUCAUCUUGCUGCUACUACGCCCUGCUCGGCAUCCGUAAGAACGCCUCCUCCACCGACAUACGCGCCGCCUACCGUCGGCUCGCCAUGAAGUGGCACCCGGAUCGGUGGGCCAGCGACCCCGGCGCGACGGGCGAGGCGAAGCGGCGGUUCCAGCGGAUCCAGGAGGCCUACUCCGUUUUGUCCGACAAGGGGAAGAGGGCCAUGUACGACGCUGGCCUCUUUGAUCCCCUCCACGACGACGACCAGGAUUUCUCGGACUUCAUGCAGGAGAUGCUAGUGAUGAUGGAUAGCGUGAAAAACGAGAAGCCGGACACGCUCGAAGACCUGCAGAAGAUGCUAGAUGACAUAGUCAACGGCGACGGCGGUAGCCGCGCCACUGCUGGUGCUGGUGGUAGCGGCGGCGGAGGCGGUGGCUGCGGCGGUCGCGUUCCACCGGAGGCCAACCGCAGAACUCGUGUCGCCCCUUACCCGCAGCCUUCGCGAAGGUGA